Messenger RNA from Drosophila busckii, 2716 nucleotides. It is a transcript of the gene alpha-Catr, whose product is annotated as alpha-catulin. Gene Ontology annotation, biological process: Rho protein signal transduction; cell adhesion. The coding region runs from base 131 to 2470 and encodes 779 amino acids. The record is from RefSeq and is a predicted model, not a curated record. Lineage: Eukaryota; Metazoa; Arthropoda; Insecta; Diptera; Drosophilidae. Gene Ontology annotation, molecular function: actin filament binding. The transcript has 6 exons.
UAUCUCAUAUGUUCUACGUUUACAUAUUGGAAAAUCAAUAAAAUUGAAUUCAAAGUAUACAACAAUGCUCGGCCAACAAAUAAACGCGUUUUCAAACAAUUGACAAUCUGUCGUCCGCAUCAUACUAAAUAUGUAUGGAUUAACACAAUCUGCACUUGAUGUUAAUAAUCAACGCUAUAGGCUUAGGGAUAUUGAUAACGAACAAAUUAUGUCUACAUUUGGAAACAUUGGGCACUCAUUGAGCAUAGCUGUGGAGAGAUUCAUAACCAUUGGAGAGAUAAUUGCAGAAGAAAAUGUUGAUAUCAAGGCGGAUAUGUAUGAUGCCGCAAAGGAAGCAAGAGAUGCAGGUAAAUCCAUUGAGCAACUAUGCGACGUAUCGCCCCUGGGAGGCAUGGAGCUGCGACAUCACAUCGAGCCGUUGAAAGAUUACGGUGCGAUAAUCCUAGCAGCCAGAUCCCUGCUUUCAUCAAUUACCAGAAUUCUGUUGCUAGUUGAUAUUAUUGUUGUGAAAAAGUUGUUAACAGCUAAAAAGCGGGCUUCUGAGAGCUUAGAGAAACUAGAGUCUGUAAUGAAUUUUACAGAGUUUGUGCGUGCAUUUUCAAUAUUCGGCACGGAAAUGAUUGAACUAGCCUACCUCACGGGUCAUCACCGCAACUCGCUUAAAGAAGAGCGUCGAAGAGCGCAAAUGUUCUCGGCGCGUCAGAUUCUUGAGAAAUCCAUAUCAAUUUUAUUGACAUCGUCAAAAAAUAGUUUGAUACACAGUGACUGCGUUAUAGUCAAGGAAAAUCGAGACACAGUAUUUUGUCAAAUACGACGUGCGAUGGACUUGAUACAUUUUGUGAUUAAGGACAGUAUUUUUGAUUCAGCCAAGCAUAUGGCGUUUCGCAAUGCACGCUGCAAUACGAACUACGAAAAUGAAAGUAUUUACACGACAAUAAAGCGCAUCAUUAAUCUCAUUAAGAAGUAUAAGAUACAGAUGAGGCAAUAUGAUGGCAACAGCAAUAGCGAGGGCAACAACAACUCUGACGGCUUUAACUCAUUAUUUGACGACGACCUUUGGAAAAGUGAUAAUUACCAUAAAGACAAGAACCUGGCGCCCAUGAUUAAUAACACAAAUUACAAAAGGCGUUUGAGCUACGAAAGCUUAGACCUCAAGGAGGAUUUAACACUGGCAUUCGAUAAGUUGUUUGAGAAAGCACAUGACUUUACAGAUUCGCCUUAUAUAAGUCACGAACAUCGAAAGAACAUACUGACCUAUUGCGACAAUUGCAAGCUCGAAUUUGAUAUGUAUUUGAAUAAUUUAUUGAAGGAACCACAUGAUAAUAUUCAAUUGAAGUGCAGAGAGCCAGAGGUAGGGAUGUUAAGUAGCCUUGAAGAGCUGUGUAGGCAGCUGGUUGUUUCUGUGUCUAGUCAAAUCGCUGAGUUCCAAGAAUCGCUUAAGAUAUGCACAAAAAUUGUGAAAUCCUUUCACGUACUGGCCGUAUCACAUGAUCUAGAGAACCUUAAUCAGUGCUCCAGUAAAUUUCACGAUUGCUGCGAUCAUAUUUUUGACAUUUGCAAAUUGCUGCAGCACAUUGCGCCCACAGAGCGACUUCAGGUGCAUGCCAAGUGCUUGGCUAUCAAUUUGAGAAUAUAUGGACCGCAGGUGUUUAUUGCGGCGAAGAUAUUGUGGAAAUAUACAAAUAGCAGUGCUGCAAAUGAGAACUUUGAGUCAUUUUCAGAUAUGUGGAAGUGGUUGAUAAAUGAGAUUUCAAUGAUUGCCAAAAAGAUUCUGGUAUCGGUAGACACAAGUAAAUCAGAAGUUGACACUCAAGUAGGGAAAUGUGAAGCCACAGUAAAAUCAACAAAGCCAUUCGCACCUGGCACAGAUGAGGGAGAGCUGGAAGAAUAUUCAGGCAUGGAUGCAAAAAGCAACGGAGAAGCAGGAGCCAUUCAAUCCAAGUGGACGGAAGACUUAUCGGAUGACAAUGAUAUCUUGAAGAGAGCAAAGAACAUGUCGGCUAUGGCAUUUCUAAUGUAUCAAUUCACAAAGGGUAGUGGCUCACUAAGAACCACCCAAGACUUAUUUACUCAGGCGGAAUAUUUUGCUGAAGAAGCCAAUCGACUUUAUAAAGUACUUCGACAUUUUUCGUAUCAGGUACCAGCUAGUGAUAACAAAAAGGAUCUUUUAGGUAUUUUAGAUAGAGUACCGACAUUUGUACAAGCACUUCAGUUUACGGUAAAGGAUCAUACGGUUGGAAAAGCUGCCACAUUUGUAAAAGUUGACCACGUUAUAAGAGAAACCAAGAAUCUCAUGAAUGUUAUUAACAAAGUUGUUUCUAAAUGCUUUGAAUGCGCUAACAAGUACAAACUAAACUUAACCGGAAUCACUGGAGGACUAACAUCGGGCUCUGUGCGAGGAGAUGAUAGCGUCAGCGGUGGCAUGUGCGAUUCAAAAGGAACAACGAGCAGUAGCGAGGGGAGCAUGUGACAUUACGGGAUGGCUCGAAGAGCCAAGGGUGACGCCAGAAGGACAAGAGUCUCAUUCUUAUUGUUUUAAGUUGAUCAUUUACAAAUUGUCUGUCAUAGUUUAUUAGGAGUCUAUAUAUGUAAAUCAAGUUUGUAUGUAUGUAUGUGUAUGUUAAAACAAAUGUUGUGUUAAAAAAGAGCCCAAUCUUUUUUCUAAGCAUUGUAUCACAUAAUCAUAAGUACAUGACAUUUUUUAUUCAAUCAUCAA